Molecule: messenger RNA, 867 nt
Organism: Clonostachys byssicola
Lineage: Eukaryota; Fungi; Ascomycota; Sordariomycetes; Hypocreales; Bionectriaceae
Source: the annotation of a GenBank genome assembly
AUGUCGAGCACCGGUGACUGCUCGAUCGAAAGCUGCGCCGUCGAGCUCUCUUUAUAUGGCUAUCGACCAAACUUAGGCGCCAACAUCUUUCUCACGGCCAUCUACUCUUUGGUCAUCAGCACGGCGGCUAUCAUCAUCAUACGACGGAGAAGAGAGUGGCUCAGUUACAAUAUUUGCAUUAUACUAGGAAGUAUUUUGGAACUGGUUGGAUAUGCAGAGCGCAUCAAAGGAUAUUCGAACCCUUUUGCCCUGGAUGGCUUCACAAUCCAGUACGCUCUCCUGACGAUCGCCCCUGUUUUCAUAACCGCCGCGAUCUAUAUAAGUAUUGGUCAGCUCGCACAAAAGAUGGGGAGAGGUUAUCUCAACAUAAGACCCAAUCUGUAUCCUCGCAUCUUCAUACCUUGCGACGUUAUCAUUUUGGCCGUGCAAGCAACUGGGGGUGCUCUGACUACCUCCCAGACUUCAACUCCCGAAGAGGCCGCCAAGUAUAAGGACGGGAAGCCCUCCGGUGUCAUCAUCACCAUCGUCGGUCUCGUUCUCCAAGUUGUCUCACUCACAGUUUUUCUUGUGUUGUUCUCGGCCAUUCUGCUUGGGCAAACUAAAAGUACAAGAUUGUCCGAGGCCAAGUCCAAUGAACCUACAGCGUGGACAAAGAGCAUGCGUCUUUCAAUGUUCAUUUACUCACUAGCAACUUCUUGCAUUCUCGUCCUGAUCAGGUCUGCAUACCGAGUUGCAGAACUAUCGAAUGGGCUUGACAGCGGGCUUGCCCAGAACGAGCCACUGUUUAUUGGAUUGGAUGGAAUCCUGAUUGCGCUUGCCACUGCCCUCCUCAUAGGAUUUCAUCCUGUGUAUUUGCUCAAGGAUUAG